This is a messenger RNA of Micropterus salmoides (largemouth bass), 420 nucleotides long. Its product is annotated as uromodulin-like 1. The transcript has 2 exons. Lineage: Eukaryota; Metazoa; Chordata; Actinopteri; Centrarchiformes; Centrarchidae. The coding region runs from base 31 to 420 and encodes 129 amino acids. The record is from RefSeq and is a predicted model, not a curated record.
CUGUGUGGCAGUGGGAACUACACAGCAGAGAUGAGUCUGAACCUGGGGAGAGGUGUAGAGCCUGGUGAUGUUGUGCCUGCCAUGGGCAACCUCAGAGUGGUCAUCAACUUGAAGACAAACAACAGUCGGAUAAACCUUGAUGUCACCUCAUGUUGCCUGUCUCCAACCAUCCAGCCUGACCUCAACAACUCCACCUGCUGCCUUUUCUCCAGGUUAGCAGCGGAACCAGCGGGGAUCACACUGCUGCCCAGUGCCCUGUCAACCAGUGCCAGCUUCACCAUCAGUCUGUUCCAAAUGAUUAAUUACUCAGUAGUGUACCUACACUGCGAUCUCAGUGUCUGCCUGAGGAACGGCUCUGACUGUGAAAGGGUAAGGAUGCAGUGGGUGCAGUGUAAUGAUAGUGAGAGGAUAAGAGAAUGA